Oncorhynchus tshawytscha (Chinook salmon) is the source of this 1516-nucleotide messenger RNA. RefSeq lists its product as uncharacterized. The record is from RefSeq and is a predicted model, not a curated record. Lineage: Eukaryota; Metazoa; Chordata; Actinopteri; Salmoniformes; Salmonidae. The coding region runs from base 77 to 1516 and encodes 479 amino acids. The transcript is spliced from 7 exons.
UUUGGGGCAACUUCUACCAGAGACCUCAGUGAACUCGCGUAUUAGCGCAAUUGCACAGACUUUUGUGUGUAUCACCAUGCGAAAAACGAUUAGAGAUGUGAUGUCGCGUAAACAUCCUAUAUUGUAUUUUACGGUGAUGGCAACGAUUAGCUCUGUGUUAACCCCUUGCUAUGGCCAGAUUCCAGACGCAAGCAUUUCAAUACCAAAUGCCAAAAUUCAUCCGACGAUUGUCCGAUCCGGGAGGCUUGUAGUUGGCAAUAAAUUGGUCCAACUGAGAAGGGUAGGUUUCGAAGUAACCAAUGAUGAAUCCGCCGCUUCUGACCCCAUCAAGACUCAAAACGGAUCUCUUGCAUUUGAGGCUGGUAAUCGGGCUGGACAGCCUGCAACACAAGAAUGGCACAAGUUGGAUGCUAAACUCCAGCACAUGGGGCCAUCAGUACAGUGUAGCAAUGAAACAAUGACUCUUCGGGUCAAAGGGGGAAGAGCUCCACAUUUUCUGGUCGACGGCGGUGAUGGGUCUCCUGUUCUUCCCCUGUCCCGAAUGCCAACUCACUGUGGCUUCUCUGUGAAGCGGUCACGCAGGGAUGUGUUUUUUGUCGCACCAUACCAAGGCUGCCAUGUCACUCAAGAGGGGGGUAACUAUGUUCUGCCACUCCGUCUGUGGGGGGCACCCAUGACCAUGUCUUGUCCUGUUGCACCACCCCCUCCUCCCUCUGUCUCCUGCUAUUUAUCUGGCAUGGUGGUGAAGCUUUCCAUGGCAGCAAAUGCUCUUCAAGUCAAAGUGUCUGGUAUAUGGGAGCCACUUCUCGCAAUCACCCAGCAAUGUGGCUUAACUAUUGAGACAUUCUUUGGAGGAGUGGUGAUCACUGCACCAUACACAGGACCCUGUGUGGAGUUGGAGGAUGAUGAGCGUUUGCUUUUCAUGCUCUCGGGUGCUGGGGAGCUCACCCUCUCCUGCCCUGCAGGCCUCCCUCCAACUGAACCUGUUACGUCUGGAUACCCUCUGUUCUACCAGUUGUCCCAGUACCAUUUCCCUCCGUAUCCCCCCCAACCACCCUCGUCCCCAACAGCAGCCACUACCAUGUCUAAACAAACACAUUCCCCUAAACCUUCUAGCCAAGCCAUGCAUAUGCCACGUAAAGGAGACCCCCAGGUCCCACAAACACCUCAAUUCCACCCGUUUUACCCAUACCAUUUUCCUCCAUAUCCCCCUCAACGCUAUUUCCCAACAUCAGCCCCCACUACCUCACCUAAACACACACAAUCCCCUCAACCUGUCACCCAGGUCCCACAAACACCUGAAUUCCACCCGUUUUACCCGUACCAUUCACCGUAUCCCCCUCAACAACGCUAUUUCCCAACAUCAGCCCCACUACCUCACCUAAACACACACAAUCCCCUCAACCUGUCACCCAGGUCCCACAAACACCUGAAUUUCACCCGUUUUACCCGUACCAUUCACCGUAUCCCCUCAACAACGCUAUUUCCCAACAUCAGCCCCCACUACCUCACCUAA